AUGUUUUCGGGUUUUCAUGUCCUGUUGGAACAGAAAUUCGUGAGAUCGCGAGGUUUGCUUCAAGUGUCAAUUGGUGAUUCGAUUCUGUUUCUAGCAAUGGCUGCAAGGCUUAUUGCUAAUUUGAUUGUUAUGGGCUCUGGAAUAAUGGCUAGAGCAUUUGUUCAAGCAUAUCGUCAGGCACUUGUGAAUGCCUCGAAGAACGGUGUUGCUCAAGAAGCAGCACAACACAUGAAGAGAGGCAGUAAAAUGAUGACCGAUGCAGAAGCUAGGCAAAUCCUUGGCGUCUCUGAGAAUUCAACUUGGGAAGAGAUCUUGAAGAGGUAUGAUAACUUGUUUGAACGGAAUGCAAAAAACGGGAGUUUUUAUCUCCAGUCGAAGGUUCAUAGGGCCAAAGAGUGCCUGGAAACUCUUCACCAGCCAAAAGAACCGGGCACGAGUUGA
This is a messenger RNA of Striga hermonthica, 441 nucleotides long. NCBI's taxonomy places the organism in Eukaryota, Viridiplantae, Streptophyta, Magnoliopsida, Lamiales, Orobanchaceae. The record is from the annotation of a GenBank genome assembly.